AUGGGCAGUGCUCUUUCGACGGCGAAACAUGAUCAUGAAAAGAUUCAACUGACCAUACUUCACUUCAAUGACGUAUACAACGUGGAGGAGACGACGGAAAAUCCAUGUGGUGGCGCUGCACGAUUUGCAGGCGCACUGGCUGAGUUGCGCAGUAAAAACCCUGAUCGAACUCUGGUUCUGUUUUCCGGUGAUUUGCUCAGCCCUUCCUCGCUUAGCAUGACUACUGAAGGAGAGCAUAUGGUGGAUCUAUUCAACCUACUGGCGGUUGACUGCUGUGUGAUUGGAAACCAUGAUUUUGAUUUCGGUAUUGACAAUCUUCUGUCUUGCAUUCAAAAGUCCAAAUUUCCCUGGCUUAAUGGAAACUGUUACGAUGCUUCCUCAAUGGAACUACUCUGUGGACUACCACCGUGUCAUAUAAUUGAAAGAGGUGAUGUCAGAAUCGGGCUGAUCGGGCUGGUCGAACCGGAGUGGGUUGAUACGUUAGCAGUGGUAGACCAAGGUCAAGUUGUGGUCAAAGAUUUCUGCAUUGAAGGACGUCGGCUGGCUAACGAAUUGAAAAUCAGCCAUGACUGUCACGUGAUAAUCGCUCUAACACACAUGAGAUGGCAAAAUGAUUUGCGAUUGGCCAAAGAGGUCCCAGAAAUAGAUCUGGUGCUCGGUGGCCACGAUCACAAUGCAGGCAUAGAAACGGUCAAGUGCAACGACGGAACAAAUCGCAAAGUUAUUAAAAGUGGCACAGACUUUCGACAAUUAGGCUACAUCAAUCUCUUUGUAGACAUACAAACGAAAAACCUUAGUAAGAUUGAUGUAGAAAUAAAGGCAAUCAACAAGUCAUGGAAGCCAAAUGAAGAAAUCGUCACAUUCGUAAAUCAAGUUUGUACCGCAGACAAAGAACGUAUGGAUCGCGUUAUUGGUAAGCUCGACGUGGACUUGGAUGGACGAUUUGCAAUGAUUCGGACACAAGAGACGAAUAUGGGCAACUUUCUGGCUGAUGUCGCACUGACCUGUGUUGAGGCGGACUGUGCGGUUAUCAACUCCGGAAGCAUGCGCAACGAUUCAGUGAUUCCUGCCGGCGAUUUCACGCUGCGACAACUCAGCCUCAUUUUGCCCAUGCUUGAUUCCGUUAUUGUUCUUGAUGUGACCGGAAACGAUAUCAUGAAAGUUUUGGAAAAUGGAGUUUCACAGGUUCCAAAAUUAGAAGGCCGUUUUCCGCAAGUGGCUCAAAUCACAUUUUCUUUCCGAGCGGACCGUCCAAAAGGACAACGUGUUGAUCCGGCAUCUGUUAAGAUUGGUGGAAAUCCUUUGGUUUUAGAGCAACGAUAUCGGCUUGCAACGACGCCCUUUAUGGCAAAUGGCAAGGACGGGUACGACAUAUUGGUGAAUAAACGCCGGAUUUUGGAUGAGGAAGCAGGGAUCCCACUGAGUACUGCUGUUAUCAAUUACUUCCGCACCAUAAAUGUACUGAACGGCUUUAUCAAACUCAGUUCCAAACACAGACACCGUUUGGUCACCAUGAAGGAGAGGAAUAGAAUAAGUUUACAAGUCAUUUCUAUACUCAAAUCGAAAUUAGCAAACCAUGGGUCGGUGGAACAUUCAGCUGCAGUUUGGACACAGAAGACGCAGCAGCAAAAUGCAGCGAAAAAGAUGGUCAACGCAAUUACAAAAGGAGCCGAAAAUGUGUCUCCCAAAGACCAGUGGAAAAAAAUUCGUGACACAUUGGUUGAACUCGAAAAGAAGCAGUGCAAGGUCGCUCCCAAGAUUGAAGGGCGUAUUGUCCAGUUGGAAUGACUAGCGUCUUCACGCAUUUCUAUUCCCGUGAACAAAACCUUACUUUUCUCAUUGUUCGUGAGACCUCGGGUAUCCGUGUUGCUUUUCAAACAUAUCUAAUGAGUUUCUUCCAAAGUUGCUUGAACAAAAUACAGGCUUACGGAUUCAGCAUAGGCGUGUUGCAUGUCAUCGUAUCACCAUCGAUUCCACGAGUGCCACGGACCGGUCUUACACAGUCUUCAGCAUCGGGUACUAAAUUAAUUUACCGUUGACACUCAAUAAGACUGUGG
This is a messenger RNA of Opisthorchis viverrini, 2057 nucleotides long. RefSeq lists its product as hypothetical. Gene Ontology annotation, biological process: nucleotide catabolic process. NCBI's taxonomy places the organism in Eukaryota, Metazoa, Platyhelminthes, Trematoda, Opisthorchiida, Opisthorchiidae. Bases 1 to 1788 code for a protein of 595 amino acids. The transcript is spliced from 3 exons. Gene Ontology annotation, molecular function: hydrolase activity. The record is from RefSeq and is a predicted model, not a curated record.